CAGCUGCCACACGGUCCGGGGAACUCGGUCGCGCGAUUGUCCAAAGCUUGCAGGGUUUUAAGAUGGAACCCGCCCCUGGCUCGCUCUCGCCGAGAAAUUUGGAGAGGCGGAGAGUAAGGGCUCUGUCUCCCACGCUCGGGAAUCCGCUUGGGGGACUUCGAGAAAUGUGAGCAAAAAGGGGGGCAGAAAAAGGGAGUAAGUUUUCGCCCGCGAGAGAUAAAAAUGGAGGGCGGGCGGACACCCUCCCUGGAAAAAGAGCAUCCGCAAAGCACUCCAGAGCGUCUUCGGAGAAAUCCAACGAUCGAUCCCUCCACGGCAUUCUCGCUCUCUCUUUCUCUCAGCCAUGCGUGUACAGACUCGUCACUUUGCUAAGACUACCCGUCGGGGUUCCGACUCCUCAUCCUCAUCGCAGGAUAUGGCCUCGAUCCCCGUGCCUUCCAAGUCAAGGGCCGCUGGUGGGCGGCGACAAAGCGUUCCUGCCGUUCGUCCUCAUCUCCGCCACUUCAUCGCCAACCAACCUACUCACACCCGCACACAAUCCUCCACCACCAUCGCCAGCACCCUCAGCAUUUCUUCCAGUGGUAGCGACAGUAGCGUCAAGAGCAUCGACAGCAAAACUAGCCGCAACAGCAAGUCCUCCCGCAACCCCCUCACCGCACAACACCUCCGCACGAAGCGCCAAAUGCGCUCCCGCACAAUGAACAACAAACCCUCCCGCAUCUGCACCGAGGAGCUCCUCCGCAAACACAUCGCAGCAUCCACCUCUUUCGGCCGCCAGCUCGAGCAGUACGUCGCCCAGAACCUCCCCGUCCCCGAUGACCUCGUCGUCGCCGUCCUGCAAAGCGCCGUCCGCAAGCUCGUCAUCACCGGCGAGGCCACCCGCUCCGGCGGCGGCAUCGUCCUCGAAGGGUUCCCCAGGACCCCGCGGCAGGCGAAGCUGUUUGAGCAGUACGUCGGCGAGACGAUGACGGAUAAAAAGGGCCUUGCGAUCUACUUCGAUGUCCAUCUUGAGGACUUGGCCGUCGGCGCUGACCCCGUCGACAGUCUCGUCGGCGGGCUUCUGAGGAGUUGUCCGGUCAGCGAGAUCGAUUUCACCUCUUCGCUGGCCGCGCUGGACGACGACCAUGCGUUCGGCACGACCCUCCUUACUCAGGAAAUGGAAGACGCCCGCCCCACCGUCGUCGCAGAUGGUACCAAGCCCAUCAAACCAAAAUCGAGCGCAAAAGCCCAACUACGCCGACUCUUUGCGCUGGCGCUAGAGAAAGCGCAACUCAAGUCCGCGCAAGCCGACCGAGAUCGCACCCCCAUUCGUCGCCGCUCGAUGCAACAUGAUAAGUUGAAAGUAUAAUAGUACCCCCGCGAAAUAUUUCCUCCCCCGUAGAUAACCCCUAAUAGAAUAGAACACCCCCUAAUGUAAUGCUGCGGGCUGGACCUCUCUUUUGUGUUGUUGGGCUUGGUUACUGUGAAUACAUAUCAGGCGCUCAUACAGACAUUCUUUCUUCCUGCUUUGGCUGAUGUACGUUGCGACUUGGUCAACCUGAUACACACGCUCAGUUCGACAUACC
Messenger RNA from Fimicolochytrium jonesii, 1565 nucleotides. RefSeq lists its product as uncharacterized. The transcript has 2 exons. Gene Ontology annotation, cellular component: cytoplasm. NCBI's taxonomy places the organism in Eukaryota, Fungi, Chytridiomycota, Chytridiomycetes, Spizellomycetales, Powellomycetaceae. Gene Ontology annotation, molecular function: ATP binding; AMP kinase activity. The record is from RefSeq and is a predicted model, not a curated record. The coding region runs from base 344 to 1348 and encodes 334 amino acids. Gene Ontology annotation, biological process: nucleobase-containing compound metabolic process.